ACAAGCAGCAUUUCAGUGCACAGGAUAAGGGAGGUUCAAACAUAGCAAAUUUGUUUAGGAGGGCUGCAUCCAGAGAAAACUGAUCAGCAACAAAGACAAGCAAAAUGCUCUUUUGGAAGAUGAUGAUAUUCUGGAUCCUAAUGAAUGUCAGAAAGUCUUCCCAGGGUUCAGUGGACUUGAAUUUUGGCUCACACAUCCAUUCAUCUAUUCACUACUACAACGGUGGCAGAGAAGAGGAAAACACACAGCGAGAGAUGCACAGGCAAAAAGGACAGGCUGUUACAUUAGGCACCUCUCCCAUAGAAUAUGCUGUUGCUAUUGAGAUAAGCUUUGUAGAUUCCUCACUCCAGGAAGCCCUCAGAAGCUAUUUAAACAACCUCAGCUUUCCACUUUUGGUAAAUGUCUCUGAUUCAACCGUGAAUAUUUCAAGGAUUAAUGUCACCACAGUGUGCAAUUCAACUGGCCCUCAUAAUGCUCAUUGUUACUGUGAAUCUGGCUACGGAUGGCCUGCCCAAGCCUGCAAAGCUCACCCAGCCUGCCCCAGGGCCCCAGCAGCAUUCGGAGGGAGCUGCCGUUGCAUUGCGCAGCAGCCUCCUCAAGGAACCGCCUGUGAACUUCAAUCUGAAGGUAUUCCUUUUAUAUACAUAAUAAAAAUGUCUGUCCGUCUUGACAAACCCUUUCAGAUUGCUCUAUGGGAUUCAUCCUCCACAUUGUUCAAAGAAUAUAAACGUGAUUUGGAGAAAGCGUUUACUGAAGGAUACACAUCUUUACCAGGCUUCAGAAAUGUAACAGUUACAGAAUUCAGGCCUGGAAGCACCCUGGUUGAAUUUGAAGUAAGAACAGCAAAGAAUAUACCACUUGAAAGUGCAACUCAAAAAGCAGCUGAAGCCUUAGAUCCUUCCUACAAUUUAGUACCUACCUCGUUUACAAAGGAAAUCCCUGGUGGAGUAAAUUUUUCCGUUUCUCCUGAACACAUUUUCGAGGGGGAUACAGUAAAAAUGACAUGCGAAUCAACAUCAAAUACAAGCAAUGUGACCUGGUAUCUUUCAAGACAUUUAGUCUCCAACAGCAACAGGCACUCUAUUACAAGUGAAGUUACAGGUGGAAAGUCGACAUCAACACUAAAAAUUACAAGCAUCAAGUUGAAAGAAGCUGGUGAUUAUAGUUGCAGUUUUCUGAAGUGGGGAAAUGAGUUGUCCUCAAUAUACAAAGCUGUGAAUAAUAUAACAGUCUCUCAGAUCAAAAUUGUGCCAUCAGAUAAUGUUUCUAUUGUAUGUAAUGGUGAAAGUAAAAAACUGAGCUGCUGUACAGAAAAUGAUAUACAAUUAUUCACUUCUUAUUGGAAACCAAAUGGAGCAAUAAAUAUUUCAGGAAGCACCAGCUCCAGUCACAACUGCACUACAUACUUGCUGCAGGCUAAUGAGUCUCAAUGCCCAGCAGACAAGUCUGGGACCAAAACAGAUUAUAUGUGUGAGCUGAACACUACUUACGGUGCUCGCAACAAUAAAGUCAUCAGUGUGACAUAUUUUCGAGUGGCAAAAGUAACCAUCUCUUCUAGCCCUAGUAGCAAUGUUUCUGAGGGGUACAAUUUCUCUCUACGGUGCACUAGUGAUGUGAGCAAUUAUGACAAAGUCACCUGGCAGGUCCAAAGAGGAAGCUCUAUUAAGGAUGUAGACAGUAAAUGGUAUGCUACCACAAAGACCCAAAGUGGUGCUGAAUCUGUGCUGACUGUAGGCACUGCUAACCAGAACUGGGCUGGCACCUAUACUUGCACCUUUUCCCAAAGUUUUUUGAAGAGCUCUGCACACAUGCAAAUUGAAGUUCAUCCUUUGCCUCUGAAACAAGAAAUAAUAACAGAUCCCAUAGAAGCAUUCAUCCCUUGUCCAGGCACCCAAGUUCUGAAGUGCUGUACAGGCAAAAUGGAACAUUACACAGUAGCCUUCUAUGUUUCAAAAUGGCCUUCUAUGUUCCAAAAGACAGAGAAAAGAAAAAAUGGUAGCCUCAACUGCUACUACUACACACUAACGGUCACAGGAGAUCACUGCACUUCCCCAGGACAUGUUUUUAACGUGACUUGUAAAUUCACCAACCAAAUUAAUGGGAAUGUUACGAGUUCACCUAUGAACACAAUUCUUAUACCAGUAAAGAAUGUAGUUUGUAAUACUUCAGAAAUUGGUGUUGGAGAGAAUGGCGCUGUGAUCACCAAGCCUUGCUUGACUCCGAAUGAAACAAGCAGUCCUAUCAGAGGAAAUAUCACCUAUAAGUGUGACGGUGCAAAAUGGGAUUAUACUGAAAACAACUGCCUAACUGUGCCCGUUAAUGACCUUCUCAGUUCUGCUGAGUCUUUGGUGUCCAAUCCUGAGUCAGAACAACAGUUACCCACAUAUCUCGAACGCCUGAACAAGACCGUUAAGAAGCAACAGAAAAAUAUAAGCACCUCAACUGCAAACUUGAAAGCUGUUGUUGAAAUCCUGAAUUUGAUUUCAGUUAUAUCAGUAGAUGCAAAGCAGAAGCCAAUGGAGAAUUUUUUGUCUGCAGUAGAUACCAUUAUUAGUAGUUCAACAGAAACUUGGAAGAAUUUUACAAAUGGGAGCUCUCAGUUACUAGUUUCAGUGGAGCAGUUUUCACAGUCCCUCCGUCCUGUCAACAACACUAUUCCACCCAUUACUAAUGACAAUCUUCAGCUCAAAGGAGUCGUCAUUGGAAAAGGCAGCGUUUCAGACUACAAGAAGAGCUUUACAUUCCCUAAACACUCAAACCUCAGUGGCAGUGUGCUAAUUGAUGAAGCAAAAAUUAAAACUGGGAAGUCAAUCACCAUCAUCAGUGUGGCUUAUUCAACAUUUGGGCAUAUUAUUCCACAGUACAAGAAGACAGAUGAAGUAAUAAAUAGCAUGGUAAUUUCAACAGUAAUGAGUCCCAGCAGCAAACUAAGGGAAGAUUUUGAGAUCAAUAUGACAUUUGCAAUGAGCAAAAAGACCCUGAAAAAUCCUCGAUGUGUCUUUUGGAAUUUCUCGGCAGAUGGAGGAAGGUGGGAUGCUACUGGAUGUAAAAGUACAGGAAACGGGGACAGCAUCACUUGCUCCUGUAAUCACUUGACUUCCUUCUCUGUUUUGAUGUCUCCCGGUCAUGAAAGCCCGUGGACGGGGUUGACUUACAUCACUUACCUUGGCUUGAGCAUUUCUAUAUUGAGCCUGCUGAUCUGCAUUGGAAUAGAACUUGUUGUGUGGAAAUCAGUGACCAAAACAAGAAUAUCCUACAUGCGCCAUGUUUGUAUUUUGAACAUUGCACUUUGUCUCCUGAUUGCAGACAUCUGGUUCAUUGUGGUUGCAGCAAUGCAUGACAAAAAUGAUAAAGUGGGUCAGCAUAUAUGCACAGCAGCAACAUUUUUCAUUCACUUUUUCUACCUCUGUGUCUUUUUUUGGAUGCUCACCUUAGGCCUUAUGCUCUUCUACCACCUGGUCUUUAUUUUACAUAAUGCCAGCAAGACCACCAUGAAAGCUGUAGGCUUCUGCUUGGGAUACGUUUGCCCUCUAGUUAUAUCGGCCAUCACAAUAGCCACUACUCAUCUACAUGGCUCUUACACACAAAAAGAGAUCUGCUUACUGAACUGGGAAGACAGCAAAGCUCUCUUGGCCUUAGUUAUUCCUGCCAUGAUCAUUGUUGCUAUGAAUGCUGUUGUUACCAUUGUGGUUAUAGCAAAAAUAUCGAGACCUUCUAUUGGGGAAAAGUCAAUAACUGAAGAAAAGAGCUCACUGUAUCGUAUCACCAAGAGUGUUGGCAUUCUGACAUGGCUGUUAGGCCUUACCUGGGGAUUUGGCCUUGCUACAGUUUUUCCCCAAAGCCCAACAAUAUUCCACAUAUUAUUUACUAUUUUCAAUGCUUUUCAGGGAUUAUUCAUUCUGUUGUGUGGAACUCUCUGGGACAGGAAGGUGCGAGAAGCUAUACUGAAUAAAUAUUCCCUCUCUAGAUGGAGUUCACAACACUCAAAGUCCACAUCUCAAGGCAUAUCAGCUCCUAUGCUUUCCAUCAGUUCUCCUUUCUCAAGAACUUUAAACAACUUGUUUGGCAAAGCAGGAAAAUACCAAGUCUCUUCUACAGAAUCACCAUCUUUAUCUUCUGAAAACACUUCAAAGGCAUAUUCUUUGCUGACUUGAGUCCAUGCGUGUUUGAAAGGGUGCAAGGUUGUUGUUUUUUCCUGAUCAAGGACUAAGCAUAACAUAAUCAGUGAAUAAUGGAACAUUGAUUUCUUGAAGGCUGUAAAGAACUGUGACAUAUUGG
Molecule: messenger RNA, 4278 nt
Organism: Elgaria multicarinata webbii
Lineage: Eukaryota; Metazoa; Chordata; Lepidosauria; Squamata; Anguidae
Gene: ADGRF5
Product: adhesion G protein-coupled receptor F5
Exons: 21
Coding region: 105-4154 (1349 amino acids)
Biological process (GO): energy reserve metabolic process; adenylate cyclase-activating G protein-coupled receptor signaling pathway; cell surface receptor signaling pathway
Cellular component (GO): cytoplasmic vesicle; membrane
Molecular function (GO): G protein-coupled receptor activity
Source: RefSeq, a predicted model, not a curated record